AUAUGUUUGCAACUUCUUAAAGCUACUGCCCAAAAAACAAAAUGCUUAAAUACAAAUGUGUCUUCUGGAAGAGAAAGUCCAUGCAGCUGUCUCUCAUAGGUUGAUGACCAGUAGUUUCUACCAAUCAUAUUAGAGCAUCCAUACGUACCACGUGAAUCAUAAGACGCCCAAGAUAUUAUCGUCUGUACCGCAGGCUGCAGGCGAAGUCGACCAAACAAGUGCACGUCCCACCCCUUGAUGCGCUGCACGUCUCGCAAGUUCGCCGCCAGUUUCGCAGCGAUUGGCGAUACGCAAGAGGCGUAUAUAUAAGCAUCCCCGUAUGCGCACUAAUCUUAGCCCUCCAUGUAGAAUACUCCACAGCUUUUCCUUGUCCCGCAGGCCACAUUCUUUGGAGUUAGCUGAGCAGCGGAUUUACUAAUGGGGCGGAGGCUGCCGGUGUUGUGCCGCGGCCGGUCGGCGACGCGGGUCAGGAAGCGAGUGCAGCGCCUGAGCUACUGCUCCCCCUCCCCCUCCGCCGCCUCCAAGCUGCCGCCGUCGGUGACCAGCAAGGUAAGGAGUGACGCUGGGGCAGGAAACGGACGCUGUUACGGUGGCGGCAAUGGCGCGUCGAUGGUUGACGUCGUGGGCGGCAAGAAGGACGGCGGCGGGCGGCGGGUGAUGGUGGUCGCUGACGGGCGGGCGGAGGCGGUGGGCGCGCUCGAGUGGGCGCUGUCGCAGACCGUCCGGAGCAAUGACGCCGUCGUCCUCCUCGCCGUCGUCAAACCGGCCCCGGCAGAUGCGGAUGAUUCAUCCUGCGUGAAGAUGUCAAGGACAAGAUGCUAUGAAAACCUUAAUGCCAUGAGGAGCUUGUGCGAGUCGACCAGGCCAGAGGUGAAGGUGGAGGUGUGCGUGACGGAGGCGGAGGAGCGCGCGCCGGCGGUGGUGGACGCCGCGAGGCGGCACGGCGCGUCGCUGCUCGUGCUCGGCCAGCGCCGGCGGGCGGCCACGGCGCGGUGGAUCCUGGGCCUGUGGCCGGCGGCGGAGCGUCGGUGCGGCAGGCGGUGGCAGAGGGGCCUGGUGGAGUACUGCAUCGAGCACGCGCCGUGCGAGGCGCUGGGCGUGCGCCGCCGGAACUCCGGCGGGUACCUCGUCUCCAGCAGGCGCCACAGGGACUUCUGGCUCCUCGCUUAGUUGUUCAAUCCAUCGGUUCAACCGUCGCCGCUGCUGCUAGCAGUUAAAGUAGGAGGGAAUCGAGAGAUUGAAGAAUACUUACAUUUCUAAGGAUAUACGUGAUGGAAUGGAACCAUGCAUUGCUGCUAGCUGAACUAUCGUAUCUCUGUACUGCCUUGAUGGGUUCUGCUCCCACUCUCCUUUGUGAACAAAAUACCCAUUAAGCUAAAUUUAG
Molecule: messenger RNA, 1384 nt
Organism: Aegilops tauschii subsp. strangulata
Lineage: Eukaryota; Viridiplantae; Streptophyta; Magnoliopsida; Poales; Poaceae
Source: RefSeq, a predicted model, not a curated record